This is a messenger RNA of Heteronotia binoei (common prickly gecko), 594 nucleotides long. RefSeq names its product SERTA domain containing 1 (gene SERTAD1). The transcript has a single exon. The record is from RefSeq and is a predicted model, not a curated record. NCBI's taxonomy places the organism in Eukaryota, Metazoa, Chordata, Lepidosauria, Squamata, Gekkonidae. Gene Ontology annotation, cellular component: nucleus. The coding region runs from base 4 to 594 and encodes 196 amino acids. Gene Ontology annotation, molecular function: transcription regulator activity.
AGGAUGCUGGGCAAAGGGCAGAAGCGCAAGCGGAGCGAGGAGGAGGAGGAGGAGGCUGCCUCGGCCCUGCCCUCCAGCGCCCUCUUCAGCAUCUCCCUCUCCAAGCUGCACCGGAGCCUGCAGCGGGGGGAGCCCGACCUCCGCCACCUGGUCCUGGUGGCCAACACCCUCCGACGCAUCCAGGAGGAGAUGGAGCCCCAGCAGCCCCCGGUGAGCAGCUCCCCGAGACCUGCCCUGCCGCCUCUCCUCGCCCCCGUGGACCAGCUGCUGCUCUCGGGCAUGGACCCUUCCACCUUCUCCUCCAUUCUGGAGGACCUGGCCAGCACGGGCAGCUUCAGCGACCCCCUGUGCCCGCCCACGGCCCAGCCCGAAGACCUCCUGCUGAGCCCGGAGCCCACCCGGCCGGCCCCACUGGAUCUCCUGGGCCCCGGGGUGGCCCUGCUGCAGGAGGGCCUGGAGGGCGUCUUUGAGGACAUUGACACCUCCAUGUACGACUGGGGCCCCCCCAGCAAGGAGGCCUGCUCUGGCACCGAGGGGGGCAGGCAGGACCUGCCGGACUUGGACUACCUCCUCUUGGGAGCCGAGGAGUCGUGA